Messenger RNA from Suillus subalutaceus, 848 nucleotides. RefSeq lists its product as uncharacterized. The transcript has 2 exons. The coding region runs from base 47 to 679 and encodes 210 amino acids. NCBI's taxonomy places the organism in Eukaryota, Fungi, Basidiomycota, Agaricomycetes, Boletales, Suillaceae. The record is from RefSeq and is a predicted model, not a curated record.
CGCUGGUCUUGCUGUUGUCUGGCCAGACAACCUUCGCCCAUUCGCAAUGCUUUUACCUUGGGAACGAUACCACAACGGUCCGGACUCACUACCUUUCCUCGUCGACAUCACACAUCCAAGCAAGCCUUGCGUUCAGUCAAAGCGCUGCAGGUUAUCGACUCUACCCGAGGGUGUGCCAUGUGAUGAAUGCGCCGACAUCUCCCAGCAUGUCUCUCAACUUGUGGAGGCUGCGCGUGACCCCAAACCGCACACUAAUCACCGCUUUUUGGGCCUUGCACACAUGCAAGACCUCGCUAAAGGGUAUGCCGAUCAAACGAGGCAGUUGAAGCUACAGCACAUGAGCAUGCUGACCCAACUCGACGACUACCAUCAUCUUCUCAUGGCCACCUCUGAGCAAGACGUCCCUCGGCUCCGGCAAAUAAUCAAUGUUGCAUUGCGCAAUGGCGCCAGUGUCCGGGAGAUAGUUAAUAAGCUCGAAGAUGCCCUCGAGGGUGCAUACCGUCCACGAGGGUAUGGAGCCAGUAACUUAGACAUAGCGACAUUAGUUUUUCGUCUCGGUGGUCGACAACUUCUCUUUGCACUCAAUCAAAGCCUCGGUCUUCCCUCCAUUCGCACUCUUCGCACCAGGUCCACCUUUACCACACUCACUCCCACUAUUGGCCCUAUUCGCAAUGAAUAGCUUGAUGAAAAUAUUCACUCAGUAGUUCUCAGCUCUCAGUGCUGACAUCACAACCCUACGCAGUGUGAGUCUCAUGGUGGAUGAAAUAGCUCUGGAAGAAAUGGCUGUCCACUUCAGCAAGUAUAACAAGAUUGCUGGCCUUUGCUGGAAGCAUUCCCACCUCAUCGAC